GAGGGGGGGCGCGAGGUUGUCUUCGCUGACACGCCGGCUGAACUGCUCCUACCGCUGCCGGCCAUCCUAGGGCCUGGCGGGUGAAUCUGCGCGGGCCCCACUGCCGACCUCCCGGCUGCAGGUGUACCUGGUCACCAUGAAGCUGCCGAGCCCAGCCCUCCCCAGCUGCUUCCUACUGACUCUGCUGAAUAUAUGGAGAGCUGCUCCCGAGGCCCACGCCUCCUCCAUGGACAUGCAGGCCGUCGGCGCCACCUCUUUCCUGGAGAACCUCAUGCAUCGCUACGGUGAGGGUGGCAGCCUCACCCUGCAGCAGCUGAAGAAGCUGCUCAUCCACCUGAAUGUGGGAGUAGACCGGAAUAACGCCACACAGCCUGGCCAGGGACACUGGAACCUCUCCACGUGCUUUAGUUCUGGAGACCUCUUUGCUGCUCACAAUUUCAGCGAGGCGUCUCGGAUCGGGAGGAGUGAGCUCCAGGAGUUCUGCCCCACCAUUCUCCAGCAGCUGGAUUCUGGGGCCUGUACCUCUGAGAACCAAGAGAAUGAAGAGAACGAGCAGACCGAGGAGGGGAAGCCGAGUGCCAUCGAAGUGUGGGGAUACGGUCUCCUCUGUGUCACCGUCAUCUCCCUCUGCUCCCUCAUGGGGGCCAGCGUGGUGCCCUUCAUGAAGAAGACUUUUUACAAGCGGCUGCUGCUCUACUUCAUAGCUCUGGCGAUUGGAACCCUCUACUCCAACGCCCUCUUCCAGCUCAUCCCUGAGGCUUUUGGCUUCAAUCCUCUGGAAGAUUAUUAUGUCCCCAAGUCUGCCAUGGUGUUUGGGGGCUUCUACCUUUUCUUUUUCACAGAGAAGAUCUUAAAGAUGCUUCUUAAGCAGAAAAAUGAGCAUCAUCACGGACAUAACCAUUUUGCCUCGGAGACACUUCCUUCCAAGAAAGACCAGGAGGAGGGUGUGACAGAGAAGCUGCAGAAUGGGGAUCUGGACCACAUGAUUCCUCAGCACUGCAACAGUGAGCCCGAUGGCAAGACCCCGGAUGUGGACGGGAAGGUCAUCGUGGGCUCGCUCUCCGUGCAGGACCUCCAGGCUUCCCAAAGUGCCUGUUACUGGCUGAAGGGUGUCCGCUACUCUGACAUCGGCACCCUGGCCUGGAUGAUCACCCUGAGUGACGGCCUCCACAACUUCAUYGACGGCCUGGCCAUAGGUGCCUCCUUCACUGUGUCUGCUUUCCAAGGCAUCAGCACGUCGGUGGCCAUCCUCUGUGAGGAGUUCCCACACGAGCUGGGAGACUUUGUCAUCCUGCUCAAUGCUGGGAUGAGUAUCCAGCAGGCUAUGUUCUUCAACUUCCUUUCUGCCUGCUGCUGCUACGUGGGUCUGGCCUUUGGCAUCCUGGCCGGCAGCCACUUCUCGGCCAACUGGAUUUUUGCCCUGGCUGGAGGAAUGUUCUUAUAUAUUGCUCUGGCUGACAUGUUUCCUGAGAUGAAUGAGGUCUCCCAGGAGGAUGAAAGGAAGGGCAGCUUCUUGAUCCCCUUUGCCAUUCAGAACCUGGGCCUCUUGACCGGCUUCACCAUCAUGCUGCUCCUCACCAUGUACUCAGGGCAGAUCCAGAUCGGAUAGGGCCCUGCCAAGAGCCAGUGGGACCGCAGGUCGGUUCUGGCCUCCACAAAGCUCCAUGGAGGAGGCGAUUGGAUUAGACUGAUAACAGCCCGUCUGCCUGCUCCAGAUAGCGACUGUAUUUAAAGUGCUCUGUCCUAGGAAGAAGCUGCCCUGGUGACGUUUUCCAGGUAGUGCCUCAACCCUCCCUGCCCCCYUCUUCACGGUGGCUCCGGAACCUGAAUGCCGUGUGCAAGACAAGACUCCCUUUCCUCUCCGCUCACUCUGGACUCUUUCUCUUGGAAGCAGCACUGAGAGACUUUCCGUCUUUUACCCUGCAAUGUCAAAACAGAGCUCGUGGUCAUGGCUUGGUUAGGAGUAUUAGGAGAUGAAGAAAAAAGGAGAAAGAAAGAAGCCUCAGGAGGUGGAUCUAUACUUUGGGGCCUGUGGCCUGUGAAGCGGGUUCUUCUUUUCUUACAGAGAAGGGACAGGAGACAAGGGACCCCCGCCCCCACCCCAGUCUGUGGAGUUGCCCAUUCUCUCAAAGAGAACUUAAGGUCAGCCGGUGAGUAGUGCAGGAGAGAGGCAAGGACCACCCUGAGUGGGAUAGGAAGCAGCCAGUGAUGGAUCUCCUCUCGUGAUCCCCGCUUGUUCUCCUGGGACGCCGGGGGUGGGUUUGUGCGGCUCCUGUGUCCUGGCUGCCCAAUUGAGCCCCYGUGAAGGUUCCGUUGCCUGGACCUUCUCUUGCGGCUUGAUGCUAACAGAAUGGAGGAGCAGAAGAUCUGCGAGAACMCAAAUUAUUUUUGCUGUGAUUUCCACCUCCCUUUCCCAGCUCCCUUCUAAGAGACUGUUCAGAUCCCUCCCUAGAAGCACAUGGUCAAGAUGUGGGGGUUGGAGGGGAGACUGCGCACUCACCUCCCCUGGUCACGACUGGCGCAGUGUGGCAAGGCGACCUGUAGAAUUAGAGUGCAGUAGUUUAUGCUUUACCACGACAAGGGUAGUCAGAAAUGGAAUGAGUGCAGGCGAAAUGUAUGACUUAGUAAUUGCAUAAAUAAAAGUUUGAGUACCGGGGAACACCGGACUGUAAGGUCAAAAACUUGGGGCAUGGCCGAAGGUAUUGCUGCGGGUGGAAUUUGAGUGGCACUGUCUUGGUUACUGCUUCCUCCCUGGCCCCAGACAUCAGAARUAGAAUCCUGUAUUGAACUCAGUAUAAAUUCCUCUAAUUCUCUCCAGAGCAUGGAUGGAUGAACUUGGCUUAACACUGUGGGCCAGCCUCAGGCACUGUGGAGCCCCCUCCUCAGAACUCUGGCUUCAAGGGGAGCUAAUCUCCAGGUUCACUAGGUGAAUUGAUUUAUUAUUAUCAUAUUGAUAAUGUGAGAUUCUUUAGCCACUUUGGGGAGCCARUCUCUCCAGAAGCCUUUCUUAGUGGUGCCACAGCUGCAGCCCAGAGGCUGUGUUCACAUGACGACAGGAGUGCUGGUUCAUUGCCAUCGCCUGAGUUUUUCUAUCCUUCCUUAGAAAAACUGUCCACUGUUGUUAAUUAAAAUCAACAUCUAUUUUGUUUUUGUUCUUAGGAAAUGUUUCUCAAAACCAAGAAUAUUCCUGAAAAGAGUAUGAAUGGGAAAAGUGCUGGGGGUUCUUGUUAAGUCUCACUCUCAACCCUGCCUGUUGACCCAGAUGGAUUUAGAAUAGGCUGAAGAAGGAGGAACCGUUAGCAAUCAAGAUUCUAGAUUGAAUGUCAGGACCGACUCCUGAUCGAGUUAGGGUCCAGUUUUACCAAAGAACCAAUUCCUUAAAUGUUAGAAUCUAACUUUUUAUAUUUAUCAUCAUCAUUGUUGUUGUUGUUUUAAAAUGAUUUCGUCCUUUCUGUUUUAUUUUUCUCAAACUGCUUUCAAGAGGGAGCAGAAAAUGAUACUCUGAGGCUGGGAGGGUAGCUCAGUGGUAGACAGAUGGAGCUCCUGCACAGCCUACGUGCGAGGCCUGGAUUCCAUCCCCAGCACACCACCCCCACCCCCACCACCCCCCAAAAAGACUGGAAGAUUUACUUUAUCUAACUCACGUUMAUCUAUUACAAUUUUAAUUUUAGCAUUCCCUGUAGUUCCUGUCAUUCCUUUAAAAUAUCCYUUGUCUUGGAGUAGAGUACUGACUUAGAGUUAGUGGGUUUCUAAGUUUAGGAGAGGAGAUUAAAAAAAAAUGUAAUCUUUAACAAAUUGAAAAAUAAAUAUGAACUAGUAGGGUGCUUGCCCUUUUCAUGCACACCUAUAUUAUUAACUCAAGAGCUUCACCUUCACAGACGACUGCCUCAG
Molecule: messenger RNA, 3891 nt
Organism: Urocitellus parryii (Arctic ground squirrel)
Lineage: Eukaryota; Metazoa; Chordata; Mammalia; Rodentia; Sciuridae
Gene: Slc39a14
Product: solute carrier family 39 member 14
Biological process (GO): zinc ion import across plasma membrane; intracellular monoatomic cation homeostasis
Cellular component (GO): plasma membrane
Molecular function (GO): monoatomic cation:bicarbonate symporter activity; zinc ion transmembrane transporter activity
Source: RefSeq, a predicted model, not a curated record